Messenger RNA from Somion occarium, 2336 nucleotides. Lineage: Eukaryota; Fungi; Basidiomycota; Agaricomycetes; Polyporales; Cerrenaceae. The record is from the annotation of a GenBank genome assembly.
GCGACUUCCUGCGAUAUCCCUCUUCACGCCUCUUCACGACAUUCUACUUGUAUUGCUCGCCUAUUUAACCUACCACCAUGAAGUCUCUACGCAAGUCCCUUAAUGGAAAUAAGGAUCAUUCCCAUCACAUCCCUAGCCCUUCCUCGCCCCUGCCUCCGCUUUCUAAACCUAUCAACGCUAUCCAGCCCCCGAAGAAGGUUAUAAAGGCCUUGCAGUCCCAUCGAGCUACUGCCCCCCAGGAGCUCUCGUUCGAUAAAGGCGACUUCUUCCAUGUUGUCAACGACGUGAACCAAGGACAGUGGUAUGAAGCUCACAAUCCAAUUUCAGGCGCACGAGGCCUAGUCCCGUGCAGUAUGUUCGAAGUAUUCGGUAGAGGAGCAGUAACCUCUCCUAGUCCUAGAUUGACCCAAGCACCGAAUCCAGUGCAGACACAGUCUCCGAUGUCCCCGAAAACCCAAGUCUACUAUGCAAUUGUUCUGCAUGACUUCAUAGCAGAGCGUGCAGACGAAUUGGAUGCGAAAGCUGGUGAUACUAUCUCUGUCGUUGCCCAGUCGAAUCGGGAGUGGUUCGUCGCCAAACCUAUCGGCCGCCUUGGUAGGCCGGGACUCAUUCCAGUCUCUUUUGUGGAGAUUCGAGAUCCCGCUACUGCGUCCCCUAUUCAAGAUGUCAAUGCGUUGAUUGAUAGCGGUGCUCUUCCCCGGGUGGAAGAAUGGAAAAAGUCGGUCAUGACAUACAAAGCGAACAGCAUAUCGCUUGGUGUUAUUGAAGAUCCAAAUGCGUCGCAGGCGACGCACUACAAUUCCAACAAGAAUGGCUCAGCUGCACCGUCUAUCGAUGUGCAGAGUCCAUCGCCCACCCCUUAUCAAAAUCAACAGCAAGCACCGCAACCUCCGCCGAAGCAAUCCAUACUUCCUGAAGGAAUCUUACUUGAGGCAUCCGUCAAAUCCUUUCAUUACGAGAUGGAAGAGUAUUGGUUCCUUGUUCAUGCGACAUUCCAGCCGUAUCCAUCCAACAGCUCCGAUCCACUUCCUCCGGCAAAACAUCUAGCGCUUUUCCGAACUUACAACGACUUCUAUGACUUCCAAGUUGAGCUUCUGGAUACAUUCCCGCAUGAAGCCGGUCGGCCUGACAAUCAAACGCGUAUACUGCCCUUCAUGCCUGGUCCUGUGGAGCAUGUUGAUAAACAAAUCACUAUCACCCGACAAGAGGAGCUUGACGAAUAUAUCCGUCAGCUUUGCGCACUCCGAUUCUCAGCCAGAUAUCUUCUCGAACAUGAGCUGGUUCGCCAGUUCGUUAGCAUCAAACCAGGAGACGCAGAACAGGAUAUCGAACCUCGUGUGUCGGAUAUACAAGCGUUAGCAAGGACGUCCUACGGAGGUGGACCUGAUUCCGGCGCGAAUUAUGGGAAUGAUAUAGAUUCCCAGUUCGAUAGGCUGCAGGUCAGCCAAAGGCCUGAACCGGGUAGCGAUGUAUCUGAAUAUGAAGAAGAAGGCGACGUCAUGGGACGUGGACUCGAUGGAGAUGCAUAUGACUACUACUCACAAAGUCAUCAUCCGUAUGCCUCCCCAGAGUUGUUGCAGAAACCAGUUCAACCGCUUCGCCUGCACAACCGUACCGAUUCUUCCACGUCUCUUCACAAGAAAACCGCCAAAGGUCACGCUGCCAAUCAUUCUCGAUCAAGUUCAAGGGCCAAUUCUCCCCUUCCCCCUUCUGCCCGCUACUCCUCGUUGGAAAUUGACCCAUACCAGACGAAUGCCAAUUCACGCUCCUCUCUUGCUUCUUCCCACGAACCAUCACCUGUGUCAAUGCGUUCUUCGCAGACUCCAUCGGUGGCUACCUCUGCCACAUCUCUUUCCGGCCGGUCACGUUCUCAGUCCACUGCCACAAUGAGUACGCCGCCUAUAUCAAGCAACAACCCUCAGACUGCAUUUGUGAAAAUCAAGAUCUUCGACAAUGCUUCCGACGAUGUUGUUGCCAUCCGAGUACAUCCGCGGGUCACCCAUUCACAACUAUUGGAGAAGGUUAGGGCAAGGCUUCCCAACGUGAUUGCCUUACGAUACCGUGACAGCUUGCGGAAUGAACUCGUCGAUAUUCGGAGCGACGAUGAGUUAGGGAGCUGGAUGGACGGCGCAGAUCGGCAUGUGCUAAUUUCAUCAACAUCUUUCAAUGACGCUCUUCUUCUUCCCACUGUUUCCAUCUAUGAUUUGACUUGUACCACAACUUUAGCUAUGCACCAGCUCAUUGUAAUCUAUAUGUUUCGCCCUUUGUAUCAUUUCCACGCAUAGAAUAGUCUUUACAUAGUACUAUAUCCCAACGAGAUGAAGAUGUUAUACCCG